Blastomyces dermatitidis ER-3 is the source of this 1038-nucleotide messenger RNA. Its product is annotated as F-type H+-transporting ATPase subunit F. Lineage: Eukaryota; Fungi; Ascomycota; Eurotiomycetes; Onygenales; Ajellomycetaceae. The record is from RefSeq and is a predicted model, not a curated record. Gene Ontology annotation, biological process: proton motive force-driven ATP synthesis. The transcript is spliced from 6 exons. Bases 112 to 417 code for a protein of 101 amino acids.
CACCACUGAUCCUCUUCCGACGAAGCAAGCUCAUCAUCAAAAUACUCAACCCUCACUCUACGACCACGAUCGAUUUUGGUUCAAUUGCUAUCCGAAUCAAAGUCACUCGCCAUGAGCUACGUCGCACGCCGCGGUCUUUCGACCCUCAUUCCCCCCAAGGUUGCUUCUCCUACCGGAAUUGGAGCUGCUCAAGAUGCCGCCCGUAUGGAGCGCAUAGUGGGCUUCUACGAGAAACUGCCACGCGGAGCAGCACCUGAAAUUAAGCCCACCGGCCUCCUUGGACGGUACCAAGCUCGAUAUUUCGGAAAGAACCCCUCUGCAAUGCCAAUUAUCCAUGCCAUUGGGGGACUGAUGCUUUUGGGCUACAGCAUGGAUUACUACUUCCAUCUCCGCCACCACAAGAACAAUGCGCAUUAAGUCGUUGAUUCCAACCCCUAGUCGAAUCGAAUCGAAGCCGAAGGGCUUAAAGUGCAACCGCAUGUACAUGUACAUAUAGAUAUAAAAACAAUGCAGUAUACUUUCCUAUCUUGUUACUACUAUAAUACAUAUUUUUAGAGAAUUGACUCCCAUUUUCUGUUGUCUCAGUUGAACCGAUUUGCCACCCAUUGUGAUUAUUUUACGGAUUACCAAACUAGAGGAUGCAUACAGAGUACAUAUAUGGGAGGUAGGAGGCAGAAGGCAGAGAUAAAAUGAAAAAUUAUGAAAAAUUAUGAAAACUGUGUCAACAGUGUCAAUAUGCCAACGGGAAUGGCGAGAUAGUUUAUUCGGAUUUGCUACAAUGGAUUGUAUUUAAGUAGGAGGAUGGAUUUCUCGGCUGAAGGAGUCACCCGGCCUCCUGGUAGGGUAGCUCUCUCCUGAUUCCCCGAGAGGUUGAUAGACAAAAAGAGAAAAGCAAGCAAUACUAUAUAACCUCUAGUUAAUUUGGCACCAAUAACUUAAUUCGCAAAAUCACUUUCAUCCACAACAUCCGUGGUUGAUGUCACCAGCCGACCCAUUUUGUUUGGCCGCCAGUCUCAGGUGACCCGGCCACCCACCCAG